Molecule: messenger RNA, 3028 nt
Organism: Amoebophrya sp. A120
Lineage: Eukaryota; Dinophyceae; Syndiniales; Amoebophryaceae
Source: the annotation of a GenBank genome assembly
GCUCAUGAUGAUGAAGCAGAUUGUAACCUGAUUUGGAUCAAGGUGGAUCAGUUUCGGUAUCCGAACUACACUUUUCGAGAUCGCUGCGGUUCGGAAGAUCUACUGAAUAUUUCACGCAAGCUAUCAUCUUUACCUAUCUUCAAGAACUAGAUCACCCUCGGUUCACAACAGGUUCACGAGCUUUCUAUAAUGACACGUUCUCGCCGUGCUGUUCCGCUGUAGUUGUAAAGCGAACGAUAGAUCAUGUACUUCGUUUUUUGCGUACAUUUUUUUUUGCGCUCCGAUUUCAUAGCAGCGACAAAGUCCGACUCAAAAACUGCAACACUUUUUUUGGCGAAAGAAUUGUAAGCAUUCACUGACAUCGCGACCUUUGUUUUGUACUAUCUGAAAGGGUUACAACACAUACUAAGACACAUUCUAGCGAUAAUUUCUUCGAAAGCUCGUUUGUGUACGCCUUCGCAAGGGAAGUCUUUUAUCAGAAAAUGAGGCAAGUCAUCAAGUUGCUCGCCUUUCUGGGCGCCGCUAGUGGAGUAGCCGCGGACGAGAAGAAAAAGAAGGGACCAAAGAUUACCAGCAAGGUACUUCUAUUUCUGAACAGGAUUGAUGCGCUCUUCUCGCUUAUUUACGAGAGCAGACUCCAAGUUCUUUUCUUUGCAUGGGAGGUGUAACUAGUUGUAGCGUCACGGUUAUUUGAUGCUGCACAGCUGUAGUACUCUUGAUGUGUUUGAUUGCAAAAACUCCGGAAUGAUCUAUAAGUAUAAGUAUGAGUAUCACAUUGUGUAGUUUUUGUGCAUAUCAGGUAUACUUCGACGUAACACUUGGCGGUGAGGAUGGAGGUCGGAUAGUGAUGGGUCUGUACGGCAAGAGCGUUCCAAAAACUGCAGAAAACUUCAGGGCAUUGUGCACAGGUAAAAUUGUUUACAUUGAUACCACCUAUCCUGGUGCUGCACGAGAGCGCGUGGUGGAAUAUUUUGUUGGACUUCAUCCGGUACCUUGUGCAGCACAAGUAGUGUACUGUUGCGCAGAUGAUGAAUCAGACCAGGGCUUCUAGGCUACAACUUACUUGCUUUUUCGUUUGAAUAUCGCGAAGAAGUACGAGAUCAUGCAGACGUAGUACCCCAAAUAAACAAGGUGAGAAGGGCGAAGGAAAGAUGGGCAAGCCGCUGCACUACCAGGGCAGCACGUUUCAUCGGGUGAUCCCGCAGUUUAUGCUUCAGGGCGGGGACUUCACCAACGGCGAUGGGACGUAUGAGAGUGCACGCAACCCCCCUCAUUUGUCAUGCAAGGCACCUAUAAUGCACGCCUUUCCUCUUGGCACUGUUUGCAUGGCAAGUUCUUGCAGGAGCCUAAACACAUGGCAUUACGGUCUUCUGAUGUGCAAAUUUGUGAUGCAAAGCCUCAACCCUUGCUGACGCUUGUAUCGUUGUUCAUGCCAAAUACAAAUGAGUGGAGGUUCUUUUGUACCUUCAUAGCCCGGGCGGGGAGUCUAUCUACGGAGAGAAGUUUGAGGACGAGAACUUCAAGCACAAGCACAAAAAGCCGUACUUGCUCUCCAUGGCCAACGCCGGACCCGGGACAAACGGCUCCCAGUUCUUCAUCACCACAGUACUUCUUUUAUAGAUACGGCAGCUGUUUUAAUAUUGCUUUUGAUACGCAAACGCAUAUUUUCCAUAGGAAGAUACUUACUAGGCACAAGCAGCAAGCAGGUGCAGGCAUCGUGCGGUACUAUAUUAGCGUACUACAGAAAUGAAUACAGGAAGAUCACACUUCUCACCAGUCAUGCAAAAAUUUGUCUACUACUACUCCUACAUACUGGUUGAGUUUAGAGGGCUGAUCUGUGGCCAUGCACUUCCUUGUUGCAGAAAUUGUUAUAUCCCAUUCUCCUGAUUUGAUUUUGAUCAGGUCAAAACUCCGUGGUUGGACGGCAAGCAUGUGGUCUUCGGCGAGGUUCUCGAAGGCCAGGACGUCGUGAAGGCCAUUGAGGGUAAGGGCUCCCUAUGCUCAGUAAAUUUCCUGCAGACGACGUACAAAUGUGUAGUUUUCCGCACGACAAACUUUUCUGGUUCUGAAUAACAAGUUGUUUUUGAUUUGGUGCCAUUCUUACUUGUGAUGCACUUUGACGUACACGUGCGGGAAAUUUAUGGUGCAUAGUCUCCAAGCGGAAAGCCGGCCGCCAAGCUGGUGAUCAAGGAGUCCGGUGAAUUGCCCAUGGAAAAGGAGGAGCUGUAGAGAUGAAAAGAAGAACUGUUAUUGUGGAAGAUGAGGGUUCAUAACCAUAACCGAAUGAAAAUGAUAAUCAUUAUCAUAUUAGUCGUAAAAGUCCGGCAGGAAAAGCAGGAGGUUGUUACUAAAUGUUCGAAAUGUACAAACGUUACCGGACGACAAGUAUGUACCGAAUGAAUCCUUGUUGUAGUUUUUCCACUACUUCUUCAUCUUUUCUUUUUAUAGCGUAAACAACAUCCGUUUGCGGCCAUCUUGAGCAGCAAGACGGGCGAAAAAUAUUUCUUGUAUUGUGUAUUAGUAUUAGGCUCGACAAGCCAACGGUAGUUCCAAGAACCUCGCGCAGAUUAUGUUUCUGCGCGGGGGGCGGCGGCGGGGGACGACGAGAAUCGUUUAUUUUGUGUCUGUAAGUUGGCUCCUGCUUCUCGCUCCAGGAGAAAAAACACAGAAAGAAGAUCUGGUCGAGACUCUUUCAUCAAAGUGUUUACAGAAACCGGUAUUGUAAGUUUGGGAGGAGCAACCGAGAUUUUUAGAUAAAGCAAAGGCGAGAUUUGUGGUCCUUGCAGAACUAUCUGAUGGAAUUAUAAAAGGUUGCAAGCAGGAGCUUGCUAUUCGUUGUUCGGGACCGUAUCGCCAAUGCUCUAGAAAAGCAGGAUUGAGGAGGAGUGUUUUUCUCCGCCGAAACAUGAGAUGAGUGAUUGUCGUUCUUGUGUAAUCAGGACUACUUUUACACGAGACGAAUAAACAGACCCUGAACACGCUCGGUGGAUGAUGUCGUGCCUUGGAAUGUUUAUCAGCAACUCGCUGU